This is a messenger RNA of Varanus komodoensis (Komodo dragon), 1935 nucleotides long. RefSeq names its product T-box transcription factor 4 (gene TBX4). The coding region runs from base 1 to 1623 and encodes 540 amino acids. NCBI's taxonomy places the organism in Eukaryota, Metazoa, Chordata, Lepidosauria, Squamata, Varanidae. Gene Ontology annotation, biological process: positive regulation of DNA-templated transcription; regulation of transcription by RNA polymerase II; angiogenesis. The record is from RefSeq and is a predicted model, not a curated record. Gene Ontology annotation, cellular component: nucleus. The transcript has 8 exons. Gene Ontology annotation, molecular function: DNA-binding transcription factor activity, RNA polymerase II-specific; RNA polymerase II cis-regulatory region sequence-specific DNA binding.
AUGCUCCAGGAGAAAAGCCUCUCGGAAGGCGAAGACGGGUUUGCCGCCCCCCAGGCCCCUGGCCAUGCCGAAACCGCAGCCAGCUCUCCAGUCCUCGGCGUAGCGGGAGUCAGCACUGCACCCCUAAACAGUCCACAGGUUCCUGAUCCAGAGCAGACGAUCGAGAACAUCAAGGUGUGCCUGCACGAGAAAGAACUAUGGAAGAAGUUUCACGAGGCCGGCACUGAAAUGAUCAUAACGAAAGCUGGGAGGAGGAUGUUUCCGAGCUACAAAGUGAAAGUCACCGGCAUGAACCCCAAGACCAAGUACAUCCUGUUGAUUGAUAUUGUCCCGGCGGAUGACCAUCGGUACAAGUUCUGUGACAACAAAUGGAUGGUGGCCGGAAAGGCGGAACCUGCCAUGCCUGGCCGAUUAUAUGUCCACCCAGACUCACCGGCCACCGGGGCCCAUUGGAUGCGCCAGCUGGUGUCAUUUCAGAAGCUGAAGUUGACCAACAACCAUCUGGAUCCCUUUGGACAUAUUAUUCUCAACUCGAUGCACAAAUACCAGCCAAGACUACACAUUGUCAAAGCGGAUGAAAACAAUGCGUUUGGCUCCAAGAACACGGCUUUCUGCACCCACGUAUUUCCAGAAACUUCCUUCAUAUCCGUGACGUCGUACCAGAAUCACAAGAUAACCCAGCUGAAGAUCGAGAACAACCCCUUCGCCAAGGGCUUCCGGGGCAGCGACGACAGCGACCUGCGUGUGGCGCGGCUGCAAAGCAAGGAGUACCCAGUGAUCUCCAAGACCAUCAUGCGGCAGAGGCUGGUGCCGACGCACGGGCAGCUCUCGGCCAAGGCGGACGUCAGCCCGCUGCACAGCAGCCACCAGGGCCUCCAGCACUACCAGUACGAGAACGGCACCCACGUGCAGUUCGCCGGCUCGGAGGCACAGGAGCUGCCCCUCAACACCUUCACAGCUCAACGGGAGUCGGGGCUCUUCUACCACUGCCUGAAGCGGCGAGAGGGUGCCCGGCACCUGGAGCUCCCCUGCAAGCGCUCCUAUCUCGAGGCGUCCUCGUCCGUGGGGGAAGAGCACUAUUUCCGCUCGCCGCCGCCGUACGAGCAGCCGAUGCUGAGCCCCUCCUACUGCGGGGACGUGGCGCCGCGGGAGGCCUGCAUGUACUCGGGCUCGGGCGCCGAGAUCGCCAGCGUCUCCUCGGUGGAGGACCUGCCGCCGCCCCCGCCGCUCAGCUGCAACAUGUGGACUUCCGUUGCGCCGUACACCAGCUACAGCGUCCAGACGAUGGAGACGGUGCCGUACCAGCCGUUCCCCGCGCACUUCACCGCCACAACCAUGAUGCCUCGCCUGCCCACCAUCGCCAACCAGAGCUCCCAGCCCCCGGCCAGCAGCCCCUUCACGGUGUACAACCAGCUCUCGCAGUCUCAGGUCCGGGAGAGGGUCCCCGCGUCCUCCUUCCCGCGGGAGAGGGUGCACCCGGCCGUGUGCGAGAGGAAGGUCCCGUCCCCCCACAUAAGCUCCGCCAACGAGUUUUUGUACUCCCAGACCUUCUCGCUGUCCAGGGAAUCGACUUUACAGUACCACUCCGGCAUGGGGACCGUGGACAACUGGGCGGAUGGAUGACUGGCUGCGGGGCGAGGGACACACUGGCCGAGGCCGGACUCGCCGCCUGGGGCCAGGCCGACUCCGUGUUAAUCCCUGUGGGUUACUUGCACUUCCCCGGCGCCCACGGAAACCGGCGAUUCCCUGGGCCUUUGCGUCGCCGAAAAGCUCGCUCGCCCGCUUUCCGUUGGACCCCAAGGUGGGAGGGGGGGACAGUCCAGUUCCGUGCACAGGCCCCUGGGCUCAAUGGCUUGGAUCCACCCGCUGCUUUUGUCCCGUCUCCUGUUGGUCCCCCAAACAACCCGAAAACAAGCAAGCCAGCCCUGCACCAGA